CUUGUGCAAUGGUCUGGUAUUGGUACGCCACCAUAUUUCUUUGUUGACUUUUUUUUCCACACCUUCACAAAACCCGUAGUGUACGUAUCAAGGAUAGUAUAAAGCGGCGGAAAAAAUGUCACCAACCCUCCUUAUGCUACGGGUGACUCAGGUUUUGGCACAGCUAAUGUAAGCGUCCCUUCAGCGGUUCUCGUUUCUCGGCUACCCCAUCGGAGCUUUUUCACUCAGCUCAUGGGACGUAGGGAAUGAAUAUAUGAUAACUAAAGGUAACCUAACAAAACCUGACCUCUCACCUGGUAGGCCACCCCCUAUGAGGUACAGUACCACAGAGGGCAGGAUGGACAUGCAAAGUGGGGGCAGCUAGACUGCAGGCACGCCAGUCCCUUUACGUUUUAAUUACAAAGAUCUGCUGAAAAUAAGGUGUAAGACUUCCAAGCACUGGUUCAGAGAGGAGGAAGAAGACUGCCACUAGGAAAGAUGUCGGUGCGUAGUGGGCGUGUGGUCAAGACAGUGCGAACCCUCACUCGGCCAGCACCUGAGGCGUCCUGUGCCUUCACCACCUAUAACUGCAGUCUGCCAAGACUUGAUGGUUUUGAGUACUGUACUCGUCACAUCCUGGAGGACAAGAGUGCUCCUUUCCGCCAGUGUAAUUAUAUCUUCACCAGCACUGGUAAGCGAUGCCUGCGUCCAGCACCAACCAGCGACAGGAAGGAGGGGUACUGUUUGGAGCAUUCCCGGCGUUCACUGGUGGUGCGGCAGCGGGCGGCACGAAAAACCUGUCCUCGUCAGACCCCAGAGACCCUCCUGUCCAUGCUGAGUCACCACCAGAUGGACGCCCACACUGCAGGCCAGAAUGCCAUUCCUGAUCCAGCCAGUGUGCCUGGCCUUGCAUCAUCCGUCCUGGAGUACGCUAGUGACACAGACAGUGAGGAGGAGACUGUAACGUUCCCCCAGGACUCCUUCCCACGUCGUGAAGCUGACAGUGAGCUGGACUCUGCUGACUCAGAUGUAGAUCCUCUGGAACAUGCUGAAGUGUUCACUACUGAGGAAAUUACAAGAAUAUAUCUAGAAAAACUGCAGAAACUAAAGUCAAUGUACGUUGGUGAGUACAAGCGGCUGAUCCACAUUCUGAGGGAGAGCCGAAGGAAGUACCUACAGGCAGUGCGGCAGGAGAAGGAAUCCAUGGUGAGCAUCCAUGACCAGCCCAAGCCAACACCUGAGGAGCGGCAAGCCUAUGAGCAGCUGAAGGCACUAGCCCGCUACCACAAACACCUCAGCACACACUCCCUCCUCUAUCGACAGCAGCUAGAACGCCGCCUGCAGGUGACAGAGGGAGUGAACUACAAACCAGGCACAAGCAUUGGGUGUGUCAAGUGUGUGUACAGUGAGGGAUCCUGGCGUUGUGGAGAGAAAUCCGUGCCUCUUUCAAAAUAUUGCUCAAAACAUAUAUUACAUGACCCCAACCAGGUCUUAUUUGGGGCUUGUGGAGUAAGGAAGUGUGGCGAUGACCAGUGUUCCAUCCCAGUAGUGAGUCUGCCAUAUGCCACCACUUGCAUCUACCACACUCCUGUGCCAAACCCUAUUCCUGUAAGUUCAGCACCAGUAGAGGAGGUGGACAGCACACCUUCAGGGAUGGGGGAAGAAGACAUUUAUGGACACAGUUCUUACAGCCACUUGCCACCACCUGGGCCACGUAAUAUUAUUGAUCUUCCUGAGAGCCAUAGUUUCAUAGUGACAGAAGUGCCUCCAGACAAUGUAAUGGAAGAGGAUGAUGCUCCUGAAGAAAGUACAGAGCCAGAGACUCCAGCUCAAGAUUCUUCAGUUACAAGUGAAGGCCAGCUUCCCGAUGAUGCCAAAGACAAAGAUCCUCCACCUUCAGAGACUGCCAGUGAUAAGCCCCAAGAGAGCCCAAUGGAAACAAGUAUGGGGGAAUCCCAAACUGACAGUCAGGGAAAGAAGGAUGCACCACCAGAACAAAUAGUUACUAAUACUUAGUCUCUUAUUAUGGGCCAGAGAGGCCCAAAACUGACAGGUGACCCUUUGAAUCCAAUGAAACCUUUGUUUUGGAAAAGCCAGUGUUUCUUUAAAGGCAUUUUAAUUAUAUCCUUACAACAUCCUUUAUGUAUAUUAAUGCUUACAUCACAUAUGGUGGCCACUGCUCUCUUAGGAGUCCCACAGAAGAGAUGAGUAAGGUUGAUGUGUCUUUGUUGCUUGAGGGAAUCAACCAUUAACAAAAACUUAUGAAUAGGAAAACAUUUCCUGUCUCAUGUCACCCACAAUACUUGAAGCAUUGACUGGUAGAAAAAAUGAGGUCAACUUCAUCGUAAUAUAAACACUUGUUCCUUUUUUUUUUUUUUUUUUUUUUUUUUUUUUUAUGAAGUCAGUCAAUUUUGAGUUAUCUUUGCUUGCUUUGCUAAAUUUCCAUUUUGUCAAUUGAGAAAUAAUUGUUGGAGUUGAUAUGCUAGGCAUGUUGACAGAAAUGGGUGUCCACUAUUUAUGAUGAUAACCAUCAAAGAAAUCUGAAACUUGCUUACUAUAUAGUACAUAUAAAGAAAAUUAGGGAUGCUAGAACUAUUUCAUAGCACAAAACCAUUAUAUUUACAAAACAAUUAUCAGACUAGAUCAGAGAUUCAAUGAUGUUCAUUGCAAUUAUAGUAAAACAACUAGUAAUGUUUAUUCAUAUUUUUUUUUUCUUUUCAAAAUGCAUAUCAGGUUUGUUGCUCAAGGAUGAUACAAAUGUCAAACAGUUUGCUCAUGGAUGCCAGGUGCCUUUCUGCCAUAUUUAGUAGAGAAUUAUAUCUCAAUGCUACUUUUUCUCAUUUAAAUUAUUAUGUGUACAUUGUUCUUAUUUUUUCAACUUUUCAUGAGUUUAAUGUUGCGUCUGAUAAGUCAUGUUCUGCUAGUAUAUUUUCUGUUUACCAAUUUGAUAUUUCUACUAUUAAUAAUUAACUAACUGUUCAUCUACAGUAAUAUAUACAUACAUAGCAGUAACUCUUCUUAAAACAUGCCAUCAUAAUGAGAUGUAACCAGAUCUAGUCAUCGUUAUCUCCAGAGUUGUAUUUCAUUGGUUUAAUUAUUCAGUAAAUUUUUAUUUCUUUUAAGAUAAUAGAGAAAGUAUUAUUGUUACAGCUUAGAGCUUGCUAGCACUGGCAAUUUUAACAUAAAUAAUGAUAAGUACAGCUGCUGGCUUAUAGGUUUUCUUGAAGUUGGGGCAGUCUAUCUCAUCAGCUGUCAUGGUUUGUGCCAGCGACUUGCUGUAGACACAGGGUCUUACAGGCUGCUUUGUACUACCUGAGCAGGCAACAGAUGCUUCACUUUGGUAGCCAGCUGUCUUGAGUGAGAGUUCUGAAAGAUGUGGAAGUUUAUUUAAUUUUUCUGUAGGUCAUUGAAUAAAUUUUCUUUACUGA
Messenger RNA from Portunus trituberculatus (swimming crab), 3407 nucleotides. RefSeq names its product KAT8 regulatory NSL complex subunit 2-like (gene dgt1). Gene Ontology annotation, cellular component: NSL complex. The transcript is spliced from 10 exons. Lineage: Eukaryota; Metazoa; Arthropoda; Malacostraca; Decapoda; Portunidae. The record is from RefSeq and is a predicted model, not a curated record. Bases 478 to 1995 code for a protein of 505 amino acids.